AUGUUGGUAUGGGUCUCCAUAACUGCGAUUCUGUUCGCAUGCUUUGAGGAGUACAAGAACCUCAAAGCACCCUUUAAGUACUGGUACGAUUUUGAUUUGUCGUUCAUCGACAGUCUGAUCGUCGUUUGGAGCCUGUGGGUCGUCACGAUUCUGCUUGCUGCCGUUCCAGUGGCCAUGGGCUUGUGUUUAAUCUUUCUUGGUCGAGCUCGACUUGGUUGGUUUUUAGUCGGCACAUGUCUGGCCCUGAUUUUUUUCUGGUUGGCACUCGAUGGGAGGGUGUAUCGUGUCACGGGUGUGCACCUGACGAGCUAUGCUGAAAAUCUUGGUGCCGAGGACGCGUUGGAAUGGGUGGGUGGCCUGAAGGGUUCGCAGGCAUUAUUGAUCGGACCCGUGACUAUCGGCAUCUUGCUGAGUGUCUGCGGAGCUCUCGGGAGCAUCGAGAGCUUAUCAACGCUCCAGCGUCGCUGGUCUUGGUUGUCGAGUCCAACCACUUCAGUCGUCUUCGCGCUGUUGAUUCUUGUUGGGUGUCUAGGCUUGGCACCUGCGCAAUUAGCAGCAAGCAAGUAUGGGAUAGUCUCCGCACUCCAGGUUGCGCUCCCGGUCAAUCUGCCCUUGCUCGAUCCGACCAGGCUCUUGCCAUCGGAGUUGGCCGAGUUCCGAAAAGAAUUCGAGAGGUCGGCGGUCCCGAUUGGCCUGGAAGCCGCGUCACAAUUGAAUCACCCGGUUGAAGUUGAGCAUGGACUAGCAUCGAGCGAACGGAAACCAAACAUCGUGGUGCUGGUGUUGGAAAGCUUUCGUCACGAUGCGAUACGAGAGAUGAUGCCCCAACUAGAUCGUUGGGCGGAUCAAGGAAUUCAAGCCAAUCGGCACUAUGCCUCCUCGAACCGAUCCCAAUUCGGAAUGUUCGCGUUGCUCUACGGCCAAUCGGCCUUGAGAUACCAAGCAACGAUCGAUGCGAAUAUUCCUCCCCAGACGUGUGUUUCCCUGGCCGAGUUGGGUUACGAGUCGCACUAUAUGUCGGGCGGGGCGGUUGUGUGGGCAGGAAUGGAUCGUUUCAUAAACGAUCGCAAUUUCGACACGCUAUUCAUCGAUCUCGAAGAUGACUGGCCCCAACGCGAUCAACGCGUGUUGACCAAAAUCGCAGACACGCUCGACACUGCAGAGCGACCACAAUUUGUGCUGGGCUUCCUGAUGUCGACUCACUACAACUAUCGCUACCCGAAGCAAUAUGAACUACAUCUGCCGGUAGUCGAAGAACUAACCGAUAAUGUUCGCGAAGCCGAACAUUUGAUCGAGAAUCGUGGAGCAAUUCUCAACCGCUACCGCAAUGCGGCUGGUUUCAUGGACGACAUUCUGGCCACUUUUCUCAGCCGCAUCGAUCUGUCGAAUACCAUCGUUGUCAUUACCGGUGAUCAUGGCGAAUCUAUCUUUGACGAUGGGGUUCUAAGCCACUCAAGCCGUCUGUCGGAGAUACAGACGCGUGUGCCAAUGCUGGUUGUUGGCCCCGGGAUACCAAAGAGAAGUAUCGAUCAGGUUACUUCGCAAUCGGGGCCACUGGAAUUGUUGCUAAUUGAUGGUAAGCGAAGAUUUCGGGUCGACCUGGCGAGGGAUGGCGAGCUGACUGCUGUGGGCUUUCUUGACGAACGAGCCCAACUGCAGAAUAUCGAUUCUCAAGACGCCGAGAAUUGGGUGGAAAGUCUCGGUGAAGAACUCAAACUGCGGCUAGGAAAUACUGCCCAAGAGAGCCCAUGA
Cladocopium goreaui is the source of this 1752-nucleotide messenger RNA. The record is from the annotation of a GenBank genome assembly. Lineage: Eukaryota; Dinophyceae; Suessiales; Symbiodiniaceae.